UGUCGACCAAAAUGAAUCGUAAUAAUUGUUGUCGAUUGGACUGGGGCCCGUUCUGUCGUCUUCGCUUGCGUCUUCUCCUCGCCUCACGCCCGCCCCUCCUAUAUAAUGACCGGCAAGCCUGCCUCACCUCGGCUGCUCUCUCUCCACCACCUACCUACCCGGCCUAUCUACCUCCUAUCUAUCUAGGACCUACCUGUCUAGGGCCUACCUGUCUAGGGCCUACCUAACUGCUGCCCUUACUUCACACUACCCGUAUACUUACCUAUACACGCAUCCCACGCCGACAGACAGGUGGGCAGCCGGACAACCGGACAGCCAAGAAGCUCCCGAGGACCGAUCUUCGUUUUUUCUUCCUCGUCUUCCUCGUCUUCUUCGUAGCCAUGUCGGGGCCUACGUCACGGUUGCGUAACCUCAUCGGCCAUCUCAGCGCCCCGGCCUCGUCUAGCAAGUCGCCCGUCGGCUUUGACCACGCUCACCACCUCCACCAGCUAUCGCCGACUUUCUUCCUUGAGCGCGCCGCCGCCAUCGAGCCCGAUGCCACCGCCAUCUACCACGUCACCACCAACGGACAGGUGCUGCGCCGGUCCUACGGCGAGUUCGCCGAUCGCGCCCGCGGCCUGGCCUACUAUCUGCGCAAGCACGGCUACAAGCGCGUCGGCGUGCUCGCCACCAACACCCCCGCCUUCCUCGAAUCCAUCUUCGGCAUCAACGCCGCCGGCGGAGUCAUCGUGCCCGCGAAUUACAGACUGAAAGCCGACGAUGUCACGUAUAUAUUCGAAUUCGCCGCCGUAGAUUCCAUCAUCGUCGAUAAAGAGUUCCUGCCGCUUCUAGAUAAAUUCGCGAAGAGCCAUCCGAAUGUGCCGUUCAUCGUCGACCUGGAUACGGACGCGACGGAGGGCGAACUCUCUGGCCCAUUCGACGAAGCCGUGCUCGAAGGCUUGAAGCACGAUCAAGCCCUCGGAGGCCAGGGAUGGGCCGGCCUGCAGGUCCACCCUGCCCACGAAGAUGACAUGAUUGCUCUGCCCUUCACGUCCGGCACGACAUCGAAGCCUAAGGGCUGCGUCUACACACAUAGAGGCGCGUAUCUCGCUGCUCUGGCUAACAUUGUCGAGUCUGGCCUCAACGAUGACUACGCCAAGUGCAAAUACUUAUGGACACUUCCGAUGUUCCAUGCUAUGGGUUGGACGUUCCCAUGGUCGAUAACUGCUGUACGAGGGACGCACUAUUGCUUAAGAAAAAUAGAUUACCCCCUCAUAUGGAGGCUCCUUAAGGAGGAGGGGAUCACGCAUUUCAAUGCCGCACCCACGGUGAACACCCUACUAUGCGCUUCGGAAGGAGCUGAAAGGUUGCCCCGGCCCGUCCGCGUCACCGUCGCUGCGAGUCCACCAACAGCACACCUCUUCGAGCAGAUGACCGAUCUUAACCUCCGCCCGGUGCACGUCUACGGCUUGACCGAGACGUACGGUCCGAUAACUAAGGGUUACCCAAUGCCGGAGUGGGAGACGCUGCCACGGCAUGACAAGUACGCGCGGAUGGCGCGCCAGGGCCACGGAUUCCUAACCAGCCUGUCGAUCCGCGUGGUCAAGACAGAUCAGCCCGAGGGUGUACUGGUCGACGUGGCGCGCGACGGCAAGGAGAUCGGCGAGAUCGUCUUCUUUGGCAACAUCUGCUGCAAGGGCUACUACAAGGACCCCGAGGCCACGCGGAAGCUCUUCGCCGGCGGCGCCCUGCACUCCGGGGACCUCGCCGUCUGGCACCCGGACGGCAGCGCACAGAUCCAGGACAGGGCCAAGGACAUUAUUAUCAGUGGCGGCGAGAACAUAUCCUCGGUGGCACUCGAAGCGAUGCUCGUGCAGCAUCCGGCGGUGCUCGAGGCCGGGGUGGUGGCGGUGCCGGACUCGCACUGGGGCGAGCGGCCGAAGGCGUACAUCACGGUGAAGCCGGACGGCGACAAUGCGGCGCUGCAGCCCCAGGACCUGAUCGACUGGGCGCGCGGCCACAGCGCCAUUAGCAAGUUUAUGGUCCCGCGCGAGGUCGAGAUCGUCCCCGAGCUCCCCAAGACGAGCACCGGCAAGAUCCAGAAGAACGUGCUGCGCGAGUGGGCUAAGACGGGGCGGACCGCGGCGUGAUGGGCGACGGGCGACGCCGGAAUUUUGGAUAGAGCUGCGAUUGUAUAGACGUCCGGAUAUACGGCGUAGGCGAGGAGUCGCCGAGGCUUAAGAGCCGGCGGCGU
Durotheca rogersii is the source of this 2233-nucleotide messenger RNA. RefSeq names its product acetyl-CoA synthetase-like protein. The transcript has 7 exons. NCBI's taxonomy places the organism in Eukaryota, Fungi, Ascomycota, Sordariomycetes, Xylariales, Xylariaceae. The coding region runs from base 381 to 2129 and encodes 582 amino acids. The record is from RefSeq and is a predicted model, not a curated record.